Molecule: messenger RNA, 885 nt
Organism: Hibiscus syriacus
Lineage: Eukaryota; Viridiplantae; Streptophyta; Magnoliopsida; Malvales; Malvaceae
Product: clathrin light chain 2-like
Exons: 3
Coding region: 84-818 (244 amino acids)
Biological process (GO): clathrin-dependent endocytosis; intracellular protein transport; clathrin coat assembly
Cellular component (GO): plasma membrane; clathrin coat of coated pit; clathrin coat of trans-Golgi network vesicle
Molecular function (GO): structural molecule activity; clathrin heavy chain binding
Source: RefSeq, a predicted model, not a curated record
AGAAUCAUGUACAGAGAGACAGAUUCACUGAAACAGAAGCUAUCCAGGUAGGGUAGGGUAGGGUCGGGUCACCUUCAAAACCGAUGUCGUCUUUUGACGAUGAUGGCUACUUAGGUUACGACCCUCGCCUCGUUUCCCACCAAUCCCACUCCUUGGAAGCCGACUCGGUCAAGGUCUCACUACCCGAUUCCCCACCGAUGUUCAACAAUCAGUCGCACGCUAUCGGAGAUGACGUCUUCUCAUCACAAUCGAUGCCCGAAACUCCUUCUCCACCUCUCAUCUACGGUAGCGGUGGUGGAUACUCUGCUUUCUCACCGGAGCACAACGGGGAGGAAUUCAACGGCGAUCAGUUUGGAGGAUCCAAUGAGCCGGUCUUGCCGCCGCCUGCUGAGAUGGAGCCUGAAGAAGGUUCUGCUUUGAGAGAGUGGCGCAGACAGAACCUGAUUCUACUGGAGGAGAAGGAGAAGAAAGAGAAGGGGAUGGUGGAGCAAAUAAUAAAGGGAGCAGAGGAGUACAAAGUUGAAUUCCAUAAGAAGACAAGUAUAGCUAUUGAAAAGAACAAAGCAUCCAACAGAGAUAAGGAGAAGGUAUGUUUGGAAAAUAGGGGUAAAUUCCAUGGAGAGGCAGAGAAAAAUUACUGGAAGACAAUUGCAGAGCUGAUCCCGAAUGAGGUGCCGACUAUAGAGAAGAAGGGAAAGAAACCUUCCAUCGUUGUGCUCCAGGGACCUAAGCCUGGAAAGCCAACUGAUCUUUCCAGGAUGCGACACCUACUCGUGAAGCUGAAGAAUAAUCCUCCUCUCCACAUGAAGUACAUUUGAAUGAUUCAGAGCCAUUAUCAAACAUCACGUGACAUUCAGAGCUAAUUCAUACAGAGCCUCUGAAUCA